This is a messenger RNA of Uncinocarpus reesii 1704, 1317 nucleotides long. RefSeq lists its product as uncharacterized. The record is from RefSeq and is a predicted model, not a curated record. Lineage: Eukaryota; Fungi; Ascomycota; Eurotiomycetes; Onygenales; Onygenaceae. The transcript has 3 exons. Bases 1 to 1317 code for a protein of 438 amino acids.
AUGGAACAUGAGAUCAAGGCGGCAAUUGAAUCGCUAAAAGCUUCAACGGCUGCGGUUGAUAGUCAAACCGAAGCCUUGAGGCUGCAGUGCAAGGAACUCAAGGCCCAAAUCCGCGAUGCCCGUCAAAUUGACCAACAAUGCUCAAAGGCAACGGCAAGAUUGACAAGUGGACAUUUGGCGGAAAAGCAGCGUGUUGAUUUGAUGAUUGAAGAUUUGAGACAAGAUUUCGAGGAGAAGCUACAAGCGGCCCAGAAAGUGUUGACAGCUGAUCGAAAUAACCUGCUUCCAUCUACGUCCGUUAUACUGAAGGAGCACGAUGCUGUCCUUCGCAAUAUGGAAAAGGUGGCCGCAAGUUCCCAGUCCGCUGAAGAAAUAAGUGCGUUAAAAAAGCGAGUCGGCGAUCUUACUGCUUUACUGGCAAAAUAUAUUGCUGAAGAAGUCAAUUGUCGCCUAGAUCGAGUAUUCUUCGAAACAGUGGAAGCUAGUCAAGAGGCGGAAGAUGACGACCCUGGUGUUUUGCAACAGCUCGAGAGCGUUGAAGCGGAAGUGAACUCUUUAUACCCUGAGAUCAGUGUUCUCUCCGAUAUGGCUGCAAAACAACGUUUUCAGUUGCCGAUAUUACAGGUUCUUGAGGAGUGGCAGGAACAAUCCCAGCUAGGGGCUGAAGAACAGCUACAGCACGUACUGGAGACGCUGAUUCAGUUGACUGAAUCUACAAACCGGAUGACUGGUAAACUGAACAACCGCCAAGCACAUCAAUCUUCAAUGAAUACACUUGCUGCUUCCUAUCAGACAGAGGUGAAUAGCCGUCAACUGCAAAACGCAAAACUGGAAAACAAACGAUUGUCAAGACUCAGCACGAGACUAUCGCAGGCGCACCUAACCCCGCGAGAGUCGCAAGGAGAGAAGCCCGGAACAGAAAUGGAGGCAUCCACACAGUCACUGGAAAGCCUACUUAGACGGCUCGGAAUCUCGUUCUCUUCUCUGCAGAAUGCAGAGUCGACCGAGGUAGUCCAUGAUCUGCUGAAUGAAAAGAGAUCGCACAUGUCGGAUAUGCUUGAGAACCUCUAUGCGACAGCAGCUUCUCCUCUCCCCUCGCACUUGGACUCUGCCGACAAAGCCACGCAACUUCUGUCGUCGGCGAUGUAUUGCGAUGCGGAUUUCGAGCUCUCCUUGCGGGACAGGAAUCAGGAGCAGAAGAUUUCGAACUUGGAAACACUUAUUGGGGCUAUUCAGAAGGGCAUUGACAAUUCGAACACCGAUAUUCUACAUCAGUCAGAUCGUGCUAGGGAGAAUUUCAUGGAGAGAUGGGGCUGA